This is a messenger RNA of Amphibalanus amphitrite, 2054 nucleotides long. Its product is annotated as calcineurin subunit B type 2. Gene Ontology annotation, molecular function: calcium ion binding; calcium-dependent protein serine/threonine phosphatase regulator activity. The record is from RefSeq and is a predicted model, not a curated record. NCBI's taxonomy places the organism in Eukaryota, Metazoa, Arthropoda, Thecostraca, Balanomorpha, Balanidae. The transcript has 6 exons. Bases 451 to 963 code for a protein of 170 amino acids.
CCAAGCGUACUGCUCGCGAUCUCGCGGUUUCAUCACCUUACAAUAGAUGGCGCCAAAAUACUGCGACAUUUCCAGCGAGGCUCUUUUCUUUGAGACGAAUGCGACGCUAUAUAUUUUCACAUAUUUAUGUUUUUUGAUUAGGAGGAAACUUGUGAUCCUAUUUAUUCUUCGGUUGCAUUAUUGAUUUGAUACAUCAAGAUACAGGAUUGGGAUAUUGUCGUGGCGUUUGUUGUGAAAAGCCGAACUUGUAGUGAAUCCUAGUCAGUCCAUUUGUGAUAUUGGCAAACAGCUUGGGUGGCGAAAGGCUGCUCACUGGUGCAUCAGCAUUGGACGUAAAAAUGUACCCCAGUGUUGAAUGAAGCCUCUUUUUGAUUUUUGGUAGAUUAGUGUGCUGACUGAAAAGGUGUCUUUUACUGAAAAGUACUUGAUUGUUCUCAUCAAAGACUGAAAAUGGGCAAUGAAACGUCACUUCCGAUGGAGAUGUGCUCCAACUUCGACCCGGAUGAAAUUCGGCGCCUUGGAAAGCGAUUUCGGAAACUAGAUCUCGACAACUCCGGAUCGCUGAGCGUCGAGGAAUUUAUGUCUCUGCCGGAGCUUCAGCAGAAUCCUCUAGUCCAGCGAGUGAUUGAAAUAUUCGAUGAAGAUGGCAAUGGAGAGGUAGACUUCAAAGAGUUCAUCCAGGGUGUGUCACAGUUCUCUGUCAAGGGAGACAAGCUCUCGAAGCUGAGGUUCGCUUUCCGUAUCUAUGACAUGGACAAGGACGGACUAAUAUCAAACGGAGAACUGUUCCAGGUGCUAAAGAUGAUGGUGGGCAGCAACCUGAAGGACACGCAGCUGCAGCAGAUUGUCGACAAGACCAUCCUCUUCGCCGACAAGGACGAGGAUGGCAAGAUCAACUUCGAAGAAUUCUGCGCGGUGGUGGGCAACACAGACGUCCACAAGAAGAUGGUGGUGGACGUGUAAGAGGGUCGCGGCGCCACGGCGGCGGGUGGAUGGGAAGGGGACGGAGACUCGGCGCCGCCCUGUGAUACGGAGCUCGGUUACAGCAGGAACGUCUCGCUGCCGCAGUUCUACAGUCGACAAGGGCGCCGCUGGAGUGCUACUGGCAAACACCUGAUAUAAGUGGCAGUGGAACGUCCGGCACCGAUGGGCCCGGAGGCGGUCUCCAUUGCUCUCUGUUUCUCUCCCUCUCUCCCUCUUUCAAUCGGCCGGCUGGGUUUGCCGCCGCCGCCGCCGCUUUUCAGGGGAACCCACCGCUAAAUUCGGCACAUUGUUCAGCAGUCAGCACGCCACCUGGGACAACUGGCACGGACGCAGGACAUCGCCGGGUCGGUCCGCGGGUACGCGGGUGACUUUUCUGCGUCAGAGUGCGUUUUUGUGUCGCUUCUCGCGGAAUGUUGCCGAUUCGUGCGGCCCGGCUGGUGGCACGGCCCUCUGCUAUUUUGCUGGGUGCUCGGCCGUUGCGCCCCGUCGUGGCACGCCCUUCCCUCGGCCGUGCCACCGCCUGGCUGAGGUGCUAAAUCGUACCGUUUCGUGCUUGAGCAUGCCCGAUUUCGUCGUCGGUGGACUUUGCCUGCAGAGAAAAGCGUGGUUUUGUGUUUGGUGCCCAACACUUGUCAACUGGUGCGGUUGGUUGCUGCCUAUGCGAUGAAUUAAUCAUACAUUUUGUUGGGAAUAAUAUAUCUAUAUAAACUUAGCCAGUCAUAGUAGCUGCAUACAUAUUAGAUGUCCCUAAUUGUGACUAUUCUGAGUGUUGUGAUUGCCGUUUGGUCACCAAGAACGCUAUCUCCUAUUCUCUCUUACUUUCUCACACCUUUUGUUUGUUCACCUGCCUGAAUGUCUGUCUUUUGUUUUCGGUAUCUCUCUCCCUCUCCAUCUCUCUUCCUUCUUUAUCUUCUCUUCCUCGUUCUCUCCUCUUUGUCUUCUUUUUUUCCCUCUUUUUUUGUGUAUGCGCGUGGAAGUGUACAGUUUUUGACUUCGUUUACGCGUGACUCCUUCACCCGAUGCGAAUUUCGUGGUCUUGCCACAAAUACAUUCAAUUAAUAAUCAAAUAA